Messenger RNA from Linum tenue, 585 nucleotides. Lineage: Eukaryota; Viridiplantae; Streptophyta; Magnoliopsida; Malpighiales; Linaceae. The record is from the annotation of a GenBank genome assembly.
AUGGCACACCAGCUUGCUUUCCUCGCCUGCUUGGUAGCUCUCGCUGCUUGUGUAGGUUUCCCAUUGGCCGGAGAACCUGCCAAUCUUCAGGAUUACUGCUUGGCAAGUCCUAACGCCAAUCGGGCUCCACAUUCGAGGGAAUACCGCGAAUUUGGUGGGUUCACCCCGGUUUCUGUGACCCAAAUUCCGGGGCUUAACACGCUCGAAAUCUCAAUGGUGCGGAUCGACUAUGCUCUGUGGGGUAUCAACUCUCUCCACACUCACCCUCGUGCCACCGAGAUCCUGACCGUGAUCGAAGGCCCUCUUGAAGUUGGGUUCGUCAUGUCAAACCCUGAGAACCGACACAUUACCAAGGUGCUUAAGAAGGGAGAUGUGUUUGUUUUCCCGAUCGGGUUGAUACACUGCCAACACAAUGUUGGGCAUGGAAAUGCUGUGGCAAUCGCCAGAUUGAGCAGCCAGAAUCCCGGAGUCAUCACUAUUGCCAAUGCCGUUUUUGGAUCCAAGACCGACAUUUCUGACGACCUCCUUGCCAAGGCAUUCCAAGUAGACAAGCGAGUUAUGGACCGACUCCAAGCUAAGUUCUAG